This is a messenger RNA of Mya arenaria, 5753 nucleotides long. RefSeq lists its product as uncharacterized. The record is from RefSeq and is a predicted model, not a curated record. Lineage: Eukaryota; Metazoa; Mollusca; Bivalvia; Myida; Myidae. Bases 379 to 5145 code for a protein of 1588 amino acids. The transcript is spliced from 11 exons.
UUAUGAAAUAUAAUCGGCGAUUUGUAGCGUGACAUUCGUCUUGUGUCAGGCAAAUAGAGGACGAAUCUUUUAAACAAAACCGUAUUUUGAAAUUCUUUCAUUCGUAACUGUCAUGUUAUUUACAUACCGCAUAUAUCAACGAAAAUGCCAUAGUGAACUUAAACACUUAAAUCAAUCUUCAAAUGUAUACAGACCAAUGACCAGACAUGUAUUAUUAAGAAUACGAUUUUAUCGAAUAUAAUAAAAAAUAGAUGUUAUGUAAUGAUCUCAAAUUUGCAUGUUCAAAAGGAUAUGUAGCCUAAGGAUAAUACGGAUUUCAGCGUCAAGACUUGCAAUAAAAGCCUGCUACUGAAGGAUGAGUGAUCUUUUGACAUACUGAUGGAAGACGAGGAUGAUUAUUUCGUGAGGAUAUGGCUAAGUGUCUUUGACUGUGGAACAGCGACUUUGAGACAAACAUUGAUGAAAGUAUGUGAAAAUGAAAGACCACUGGGCACAGAUGACAAAGGCUGGUCUCUUGACCACCUUUUGAGUGAUCAUCAAGUAAAAAUAUUAAGUAAUUUUAAGAAUCGUGCAGAUGGCAGACAAAAGAAAAAUCAAUUAUUUCCUAUUGGUUCUAAAACGAACAUUGAAGAAUGGGAUCUGCAGUUGGUCGUGUUCAUUCUUAAAAUUGUAGGCAAUUUAGAACAGUCUGUUGGGAAAGCAGUUGAUGCCCUGCAAAACCUUCGAAAUAAACUGUGUCACAUGAAAGAGACAAAGCUUUCUAUUGACAAGUACACUGUUUAUAGAUCGUUAUCAAAAGAUGCAGUUACAUAUCUAUUAAACUUCAUUCAAAACGAAAAUGUGAAAGAGGAAAUGUUGAAGAGGCUCAAAACCAUACACAGAUGUGUCGUUGUCGACAAGAAUAAAGACUGGAAUUGUAGGGACGUGGAGCUCAAAGACCUCAUGACUCGGGUUAAAGCAAAGCUAGAACCUUUAAGCAAGGCGGACGAAGAUGACACGUGUUUUAAGUGCAGUUUUACUGCAGACGAGGCAGCAAAUGUAGGAGAAGAAGCAAGACUAGUGAUAAAUCUUUUAAAUGAUGUGAAGACAAUGUUGACUUCAAAAGAAAUCAAAGUUGAAGUUCCAGACACUAGUAUAGAACUUGUGAUAAGGAACUAUGAUAAAGACGAGACUCAUCGAAUAUCUGAAAUUCUGGUGAACAUGUUUGUCGAAGUCCGAGAUCAAAUCGAAUCCAAUCACGGGAACAACUCACUUGCAUCAGAUGACGAAUAUGCAGGGGUUAAGACUGCCAUUAAACACAUCAUUCGAAAGUUAGCCGAAGAUAAAAUUAAGAUUCGUCGCCAAAGGAACAAAUGUGUGCAACUAGACAUCAGCUGCGAUGAAAUCUCGACGUUUCUCGCUUUGUACGAGAAGUGCAUUUCUGGUGAACUGACGUCACUUAUUGAGCCUUUAGAAGAAGAGGUUAUAAAAGUCACUGGCAACGACUGUAUCGACAUUGAUGUUGUUAUGCCUGAAACAAGCUUCUGGUCCUGUGUUAUCAAGUUUGUGGAUAACGUUCGCCAACUUACAGACGUUGAUUUCGUGUUGUAUGAGACUUUGAAGCGAAAGGAAAUUGCACACAUUCCUGAGAGCAAGAUCUCAGAAAUUCCUGAAGGAGCUAAAACCUUAUUUUUGAGGGACGUAAAUGCAAUUCUGGAGCCAUCUUUUCAAUCACCAUCGUCUCGUCUUGCUCUUUCCCUCUGCCACACAGAGAGUGAAGGUUCUAUUAAUUAUUUUUCACCCGUUGCCUCACCAUGCAACCUUGACGACGACGUAAAUGGAAGCGUUCAUUCCUGGGAACAAGACACACAAGAAGUCAUUGUAUCGCCUGAACAAAUCACACAAGAAGAUGUAUCUCCUGGUACCGAUAUGACCCGUUUCGAGACUGAGCGCACCCCGAGUUACAGUUCUGUGACCAGUGCAAUUUUGAGCGACAGCCCGCUAACGCCUCGAAACCCGACAAGUGAACCUUUGAAAGGGCAAAAGCGAAAUGCCACAUCCGAUGACGAUGGGAUGGCAGAGAGGGAAGAAAAUGAGAGUGAAAAUGUGGAGGAUGGAGAAGGGAGAACUACAGAAAUACAGUUGAAGCAGCAUGAUGAGAUUAACAAAGAAGAUAAUGACCUUCCUCGAAAUGACGUGUAUCGGUCUGGUACACCUCGAAGGCGACGUAAAAGACGGAAAACGAAACACGCGACUUACAUGACAAAACUUAGAGCGUUUCAAAAGGAUCUCAUUCGAUUUUACGUAUUGAGUUGUGAAACUGCACCUGUUUCUCCAAGAAGCAGUUAUCGUAUAAAUGUACCGAAGAUCUUCGUAAGUCCGGAUAUUACUGAAAUGAAUACGUUCACAAAGACAACCAUGAGGCAGUCAACAAACCAAACAGCGACAUAUAAUUACCUUUUCGGUAUUGAUGAGGGUGUAGCCAAAAACGUAUGCAUCUGUGGAGAAAUGGGAGUAGGCAAGUCUAUAGUUUGUAACAUGAUUGUACUGCAAUGGUGCCAUGCGCAUGAUGAUAAACCUGCCAGGUAUACACCUUCCAAGGCUGGAGUUUUUAACGAUGGAUAUGCACUGAAGAUAUUUUCAGUAGUAUUUUACAUCCAAUUGAGCAAAGUCAAAGGUGUAUGUAGGGUGGACGAAAUGAUAAAACGAUAUAUCAUAGACAACCUUGCACGAUCAACCGAUUACAAUGAAGGUUUCAUAACACAGACUCUUCUCAAAGAAAAAUGUCUUCUGAUUCUUGACGGCCUAGACAAGUGGACCCAUCCGGAAGACGGGUAUUCAACACAUGAAUGCAGAGAUAUAUCAUCCCUUCCGCACAUGACAAACUGGCCCAAUAUGGUCACAAUAACAACAUCAAGACCGUGGAAGGUUUGGAAAACGCCUGAACUAGCUAUUGACCGCUGCUUUGUACUUCAAGGUGUCAAGAGUAAUACCGUCGAACAGUUGUUUGAAAACUACAUCAAAGAGCUACCGAGUACAGGAUCCCGUCUGAAACGUUCGUUUGUUGCUUUUAAGCAGUCAGGGAUGGACCGCUUUGAGGAUAUGUUUACUAAACCCGCUGUUUUAGUCCGUUGCCUUUGUCUUUGGUUAGAAGGACAUACAUCCAUCCGAAAUGUGUGCGAAAGUAUUUUGUCGAUGUGUUUUGAAAAUACUAGAGGUAUUUACAAACUGAUGAAACAAGCUAAAGCAGCAUUAAAACAACAGGGCGUAUACAAUGUUUCCUCGAAUGCAGGUUUGGCUGAACCGCUUGGUUCUUUUCAAGAUGCCCAAUACAUCAAUCCCACGGGUUCAGCUAUGGAUGAAACGCUUGUACCUUUUCAAGAUGUACUUUACCUUCUGGGAAAGUUGGCUCUUAGUACAUAUCCACGAGACACUGACCACUGCAGAGUAGAUCUCAAUGCGGCUCGAAUGAUAUGCAAUGACCAAGAUCCUGUCAACAUUGGAGUCACCACUGGUGUGUUGAUAUGUCAAAACCGUGCAUCAUUGUUGAAAAAUAACUUGGAAUACAAAUUCGUGAACAAAAGUGUUAGAGACUAUCUAAUGGCUGUUGUUUUGUCAACUGACAACCGUUUAGUCCUAGAUGUCAGUCAAAAACUUUUGAAAGCAAAACCUUCACAUAUACUGACCACGACUCAUGACAGAAAGACAGUCAGAUUGAACGAGAUGGACGAUUUGUGUGGUGUUCUAGAGUUGUUAUUUGAUAUAAACAACAAUAUUGCAUGUACACUCCAGGGGGGAAUUACAGACAAAACACUCGAAAUAAUGAAAUCUACUCAUUUCGCGAUGAACAAUGACGAUUCUUGUAUGAAACUUUUCCGAACUGUGCAAAACGCACUGAUCAAUGCAGCAACUGAAAUAGAAGGUAAAGGUGAAGUAGCGCCGUUUCAGUUUGUGUUGUAUGAAAAGUUGGACAAGGAUGAACAAGACCAAUUUGAGGUCAUAUCAAAAAGAUACUCUCAAAGCCUCAAUGCCAUUGUAGUUAAUGGAAGAGACAUUGAUGAGACGAUUGUAUCCAGCAUUCAUGAAUCCGAACAGAGUUUACGCCUUCUUGAUCUGUCGAACACAGACACGAUAGUAACUCUUCCCGUCACGGCAAACUUAGAGAAGCUGAAACUGUAUAAUGUUCCCUUUUCAAACACAACUGUUGAGCAUUUGGAUUUGUCGACCUGCAAACGGAUCGGAACAUUUCUGGCAGAGAAUGUCCGUAUUCAGAAUAUAAACAUAGAAAACGAGACCUUGUGUGAGUGCUUAAUCAAAGGAUGCUUCUCGUUUUCGCCGUCGAUCACGAUCGCCGUUGAGAAAGUUCAAAGUCUACGCCGUCUAGUAUUGCACAGGGUGAGUGUAAAUGGGCCCCUUGAUCUUAAUUGCUGUCAUAAGCUUGAGGAAAUCGAUCUCAACUAUGUAACUGUUAGCGAUGUUACUUUGAAGUGUGAAACAAUGCGUGUUUGCAAACUUACGCUGAUCGGUGAUAAAGUUGCCACAAAUAUAUGCAAAGCCUUGCGGUCGUCCAAAGUGUUAGAAGAAAUUGAGUUGUCAUUCCUAUCGCUCGAUUGCCACCUAGAUCUGUUGAACUCGCCUGUUUUAUCGAAGGUCAAACUAGUUGAAAUAACAGUUGACAAAGUCUGCGUCCAAACUAGAAAUCUCACUGAUUGUUCCCUGUGGUAUCUAAAUAAAGAAGCUACCGUAAGCAUCAUCAACAGCAUGAAACAAAUGAUAAAUAACACAGCUGUGUUUGAAUUUGCAACCAGAGAGAAACAUGAAGAUGUAACACAGCUGAUUUAUCAGUUCUUACCCUCGAUGGUUCAUUUGCAACGUUUGACAAUAGCUGAUUUUGACAUAGGCGAUAACUUGGUAGCACCGCAAAGCAUCCAGGACAUUUCAUUCUGUCGCACUGCCAUAACAUUCAGAACCUUUCAGAAACUUCUAGUACACAUCUUAAAGUUGAGAGAUGUCGUAGAAUGUAGGUUAUUGAAGUGCACAAUCGAGCCAGAAAACGAAUUCAAUAACCUCAAGAAGGUAUUGGAAUUGAGUCAUACCGUAGAGAUAAUAACAGAUGAUAAAUCAAGACAAGACUUUCGAUUUAGAACAGUGAAAGAACAAAACUGACAUUAUUCGCGCUCAAAGGACUACACCGAUAGGGCUAGUGAUUAAAACAUUUCCAUUGCUAUACCUCAUGGUCACGUGAUUGCACGUCUACAUGAUUUUUUUAAAGCAUUCAUUACUCAGAUAAACGCUUUGCUGUUAGGUUUGCGAUCCUGUGUGUUUGGCGUGAAUGUGAUUCAUUGUUCUACUAGUAUUUGUUUUGUGUCUGUUUUGUCGUUUUUAUUAAGUCAUAUGUUCGUACCUAAAGUUUGAGACGAAUCUUACAAUGUCCAAUACUUGAUAUAGAAGUACUUGUUGAUGUUUUAAAUUUGUAGAUAAGGCCAUACCAAAUUGUUGUUUCUUUUACGGAUCUACCGCGUUUGAUGUGGCCUUAGUAUUAGUUACUUUAAACCGUUUUGUGGCAUUAGUUAUGUGUUUAUUUUUGUGUUUCUUGUUGAAGGUAUUUUUCAGAUCUUUUAAGCAAACCCAAUACUUAUCUCUCAUAUCUAUGUGACAUGAAUAUUUUGAUGGUUAUCGUGUUUUAUGUAACUAUAGUAACACACAGCAUGUACAUGCCUUUAUCUUUACAGAAAUGCAGUGUUGCAAUUUUAAGUAUAACUAUGAGACGGAAA